CUCCCCCCGCGGGGCGGCCGGCGAAUGGGCGGCCGGCAAGGGGCGCCGCGGAUGAAUUCGGGGCUCGGCCGGCCGCGCCUGGAGCGCGGGGUGUUUGAGGGGCUGCCGCGCUGCUCCGGCAGCGACCGUUGUCGCGGGCGCCCCCCGCUCCGCCCAUGGCCUCCCCGCUGCAGGACCCCGUCUUGAUCCGGCCUCUCCGAGGCCACAGAGCGGCGGUGACGGGCGUCGCCUUCAACUCGGAUGGCGCGGGGCUGGCUACCUCCUCUUUGGAUAGGUUUCUUAUGGUGUGGAAGCUGAAGACGCAAUGCAGAGUUUACAAAUUUGUAGGCCAUGCGGAAGCGGUGACCAGCGUACAGUUCUCACCAGAUGGGCAGCUCCUUGCUUCAGCUUCUCAAGAUCGUACUGUCAGACUAUGGAUUCCUUGCAUUCAUGGAGAAUCAUCAGUACUGAAAGGUCAUACAGCAUCUGUUCGUAGUGUGAACUUCUCGCAUGAUGGCCACUUUCUAGUUUCAGCAUCCAAUGAUAAAUCAAUAAAAAUAUGGAGCGUUCGCCGUCAGAGCCUUUUGUUUUCCCUAUUUCAACACACUCACUGGGUUCGCUGUGCCAAAUUUUCACCUGAUGGAAGACUAAUAGCAUCUUGCAGUGAGGAUAAAUCUGUUAAGAUCUGGGACACAAGAAAUAAAACUUGUAUUGAUAGCCUCUUAGAUUAUGGAGGAUUUGCAAAUUUUGUGGAUUUCAACCCAAGUGGUACAUGUAUAGCUUCUGCAGGUUCCAAUCAUACAGUGAAACUGUGGGAUAUUCGAAUGAACAAGUUACUGCAGCAUUACAAAGUUCACAGAGCAGGGGUUAACUGUGUAUCGUUCCAUCCUUCUGGUAACUAUCUCAUCACUGCUUCUACUGAUGGUACCGUUAAGAUUUUGGAUCUCUUAGAAGGAAGACUUAUUUACACUCUUCAUGGACACAAGGGACCUGUACUUUCUGUGGCUUUUUCAAAAGGUGGUGAAAAAUUUGCCUCAGGUGGAGCAGAUUCUCAGGUAUUGCUAUGGAAAACCAACUUUGAUUCAUUUGAUUAUAAAGAAGUUCUUAAACACCACAUUAGAAGAACACACAUUGAUGAUCCUCCUCAUCUUCUUGAUAUUUACCCAAGGUCACCUCAUCUCCAUGAUGAAAAACUUCAGUCAGUUGAGGUCAACCCUAACUUUGAUGUGACUAAUACACAAACACUUGACCCACCUGUCAUAGAGAUUAGUUCGUCUUCCACUUUCAGUACUCUGGAUGAUGUCAGCAGUGAAGAUCUGCAGCAUCCCCCUGCUUCAGUCUUGGCAACAAGUUCAAAAAGGGAGUUGGAGAAUGAGGGCGAAUCAGCUGUGCAUAACAUGGACAAGCAAACGGGCAUCUCCCCCUCCCUGGGUAAUGCCUUGGAGCACAUUGUGGAGCAGCUGGAUGUUUUAACUCUAACUAUUUCAAUCCUGGAACAACGUCUGACUUUGACUGAAGAUAAAUUGAAAGAAUGCUUAGAAAAUCAGCAAAAAAUGUUACUUGAGGGAAGACAGGAAGAAUAAAAGAUGAAAAUGAACUAUAUUGAUGAAUAUGUUUCACAUAUUCACAAGGAAAUAAGAAAUGUUACUUCAUUGGAUUUUGCUAUAAGGAAAAAACGAUUCCUCCUUUUCUAACAAGUCAAUGUAAUAAAAACUGAAGAAAAAAAAAGUACAACACAUUUUAAACAUCGGGAGCAAGCAGAUAUUCUGGUUAUAUGUUUAAUAAAGUGUAGCCUGGACCAAACUAAUAUUUUCUAAAAUCAUUCCCAUUGAACAUUACAGAACUCUUAUUUCAACCUAAUAAGAUCUUUGAAUACAACUAAGCAACAAACUACGCAUUUCUAGAUGAGUAGCAUUUAUUAUGGAAGUGCUCUCCGUAGGUUUUUUAAAUCAGGUAAGGAUUGUGAAAAUAAUGCUCUUUGUGAUAAGCCAAUGUUACUCAAGCACCUAAAUGAAAUAAGACCUAAUUAGUCCUGACUCCAAAAAUGCCAGAGGUUUUCUUUGUCCCUUACAUAAUUUCAAAUAUUUUUACCAAAAAAGUAGCUUCUGAACACUUUAGUGGAUUGCAAGAAAAUGUAGUGUAAAAACUUUUAGUUACAAAUAUGAAAAUGAAGUCACUUAAGCUUCGAAACUGGCAUUGCAUCUGUGUAAAUUCAGCUGCAAGACUGACGCAGCCGAGUACCUCUGCUUAUCUCAUCCCCAUCAAAAUUCAUUCUUCAUAUUUAGAAAAAUAAAAAUCAGCUUCAUACUUCUGGGGAAUAUAUUUGAACCAAACACAAAAGGAUGGGAAA
This is a messenger RNA of Chroicocephalus ridibundus (black-headed gull), 2329 nucleotides long. It is a transcript of the gene POC1B, whose product is annotated as POC1 centriolar protein B. Gene Ontology annotation, biological process: transcription initiation at RNA polymerase II promoter; cilium assembly. Gene Ontology annotation, molecular function: protein binding; RNA polymerase II general transcription initiation factor activity. Lineage: Eukaryota; Metazoa; Chordata; Aves; Charadriiformes; Laridae. The coding region runs from base 156 to 1562 and encodes 468 amino acids. The transcript has 12 exons. The record is from RefSeq and is a predicted model, not a curated record. Gene Ontology annotation, cellular component: transcription factor TFIID complex; ciliary basal body; centriole.